UUUAUAUGUGAACGAGGUAAGGGCGCUGUAGCAGGGAAGUCCAAGGGGUUACGAGGCUUAUUGUUCCGAAUAUAACGAACUGCGUCCGUACGGGAGGAGGGAAGCAGUUUGCGUAGAAAGCGGAGGAAAUUAAUGGCAUUCACGCGGAGCAUUCUGCUAGUGCCAGCGCUAUUGUCAAAACACUCUCUGUCUGCAUCUCCUCCACAAGCACCAUGCUGUGCCCUCAUCGUAAAGGGAUUGAAAUACACUUCAUCAGGAGUCGCGCAGUCGCAAAAUGGAGUCCACACAACUCUUCGUCAACGAAAUUCCAGGCCUUGUAUAUUCUUGACGACAUACUGCUCUGUCGCCUGAAAACGCAUCUUCAUUGGUGUUAAGCUUGCAGGUAUUUUGUUUCUUUCUCUUGCGCUGUCACGAAGUUUUCAGCUGUAGUUGACUGUCUCGCAGUUGGAGAUGGUUUAAUUCCGUAUUAUAAUAAUCACUGCGCACCCUACUAGUAUGUGCAGCGUACACCAUCUCACACAGGUUGUAGUUGAACGAAAAACCACUUCCCCAGACGCGUUGCGGCGAUGGAUUAAGCCAACGUCAGUAACGAGUAGGAGCGUAAAGG
This is a messenger RNA of Suillus clintonianus, 607 nucleotides long. RefSeq lists its product as uncharacterized. The record is from RefSeq and is a predicted model, not a curated record. NCBI's taxonomy places the organism in Eukaryota, Fungi, Basidiomycota, Agaricomycetes, Boletales, Suillaceae. The coding region runs from base 133 to 351 and encodes 72 amino acids. The transcript is spliced from 4 exons.